Rhopalosiphum maidis (corn leaf aphid) is the source of this 408-nucleotide messenger RNA. RefSeq lists its product as uncharacterized. Bases 1 to 408 code for a protein of 135 amino acids. The record is from RefSeq and is a predicted model, not a curated record. Lineage: Eukaryota; Metazoa; Arthropoda; Insecta; Hemiptera; Aphididae. The transcript is spliced from 2 exons.
AUGAUAGCGAUUAUACUUACUAUGGUAUAUGUGUUACACAGUGCGAAAUCAAGUAUUUGCGAUAUCAAAUACAAAAUUAAAAAUAACGACGAAGUCGCGAUCGGUGAAAUAUCAUUUCCAUUGACGGCGAACGUGGACGGAACGUUGUCGAGAAAAUCAGAAUUCGCAAACCGGAGAUUAUACCGGGACUACCGAGGAAGUGCAAUCGAAACGUACAAUCAUAACCAAGGGGGAAGUCGUCGUCGUUGUGCUCGUACGCCACAAGUGUUCGUCAAAAAGUCAGUUGGAGUUGUUGGCGACAAGCGAAGGAAUGUAUUUUUUGGAAAUAAGGAAGCCUCAAUAUUUGAUAGGUAUGAAGGUGUGUUUGGCCAUUGCGAUAGACGCGGAAAACGGAUUUUAAGAAAUUGA